Messenger RNA from Brassica rapa (field mustard), 1494 nucleotides. Its product is annotated as eukaryotic translation initiation factor 2 subunit beta. Gene Ontology annotation, molecular function: translation initiation factor activity; mRNA binding; translation initiation factor binding. Gene Ontology annotation, cellular component: eukaryotic translation initiation factor 2 complex. Lineage: Eukaryota; Viridiplantae; Streptophyta; Magnoliopsida; Brassicales; Brassicaceae. Gene Ontology annotation, biological process: translational initiation; formation of translation preinitiation complex. The record is from RefSeq and is a predicted model, not a curated record.
GAGGUUCCACUACACAUAGUAACCUUGAAAGCCUCUGAAUAAGACCGAGUCACCUUUCUCUUGAAGGAAACCUAGCGACCGUAUCAGAAAAGAAGCCUUACCUUACUCACAUUGUCUGCUGAUUUCAUUCGUCUGCGCCGCGUGUGCUUGAUUCCUCUCGCAAGCAACCUUCUUCCAUCACACCAAAUCUCUCUGCGCUCACAUCGUUGUAGCAAUCAUGGCUGAUGAAAAUAAUGAGAUGAAGGAAGUGAAGGACGAGCAAGAACUCGCACCCUUUGAUCCAACUAAGAAGAAGAAGAAGAAGAAAGUUGUCAUUCAAGAUCCUAUCGAGGACUCUACAGAGUCACAGCCAGAGAAAUCUGAUUCACUGCCUGCUAAUGAUGGUCUUGAGAGUUCAUUUGCUGGACUGAAGAAAAAGAAGAAGAAGCCUGUUGAAAUUUCAAGCUCAUUGAAUGAAGAAAGUCUCGAUGCUGCAGAAGAUUUGGAUGAGCAUACUAAUGACGAGGAAGAUGCUGAGGGAAUAGAUCUGCAGCAGCAGCAACGUUACCCCUGGGAGGGAAGUGAUAGAGAUUACAUUUAUGACGAGCUUCUUGGUAGAGUCUUCAACAUUCUCCGUGAAAACAAUCCGGAGCUUGCUGGAGAUAGGCGUCGUACAGUUAUGAGGCCUCCUCAAGUUCUUCGUGAGGGAACAAAGAAGACUGUGUUUGUCAACUUCAUGGACCUUUGCAAGACGAUGCAUCGUCAACCGGAUCAUGUGAUGAAUUUCCUGCUUGCUGAGUUGGGUACCAGUGGUUCCCUUGAUGGGCAGCAAAGGUUGGUUGUCAAGGGGAGAUUUGCACCCAAGAAUUUUGAAGGGAUAUUGCGGCGCUAUGUCACUGAGUACGUCAUUUGCCUUGGUUGCAAGAGCCCGGACACAAUUCUCUCAAAGGAGAAUCGUCUCUUCUUUCUCAGAUGCGAAAAGGUAUACAGUUUUUAUUUAUUUAUUUAUUUAGUCCUUAUGCAUGUCUUUUGUUUGCUUUCUGCGCAACUAAGUAAUCAAAUCUCUUCUUGGGGAAAUGAAAAAGCUUAAAUGUGUGAUUGGUAAUGAUGUUGAUAUAGUUGCCUUCUAUGCCUGAUCAACUUAUCAUGUUUAGAUAUGCUCAACUUUCUGUAUUUUCUAUUUGCAAAUGUGAAGAAGUAUACUUGGUUUUUGCAGUGUGGAUCUGGACGAUCUGUGGCGCAGAUUAAAGCUGGUUUUGUGGCUCGUGUUGGUCGCAGGAAGACCUGAGAAAUUGGUGGGUGAAGUGAAAACUAAAAGAGCUUGUUUGUUAUGGAGUUGAGAAACUUGUCUUGUUUUUUCGUUUUGUUUUAGAAUAUGAGGCAUAAUCUACUUUGAUCUCCAUAUUAUGACUUGAAAAAAUCAAAUAUGGGUUAGGUUUUGAACAUUCAACUUUGUUAGAUCCAUGUGGCUCACUUAAAGGUCGAAUCAGUAAAUCCGUGGAGUUUUUCAGUCAA